AUGGGGAAGACAGCAGUGUUUGUGUUGUCGAUCCUGCAGCAGCUGAACGUGGACAGCAGCAGCAGCAGCGCAGCAGCAGCAGCAGCAGCAGCAGCAGCGGGCUCUGGGGGCGGCGGCGGGGCGGCGGGCGCGGCGGCGUCGCCGUCAGCCGCAGCAGCGCCCGCGGCGACGAAGCGCAGCGGCGACGCUGCAGCAGCAGCAGACGCAGCAGCAGCAGCAGCAGCAGCAGCAGCAGCAGCAGCGCCGGGGGUGGUGUGUCUGGGCCUGGCGCACACGCGGGAGUUGGCGUUUCAAAUAAAAAACGAGUUCGAAAGGUUCAGCAAAUACCUGAAAGGAGUCAAAGUCGAAGUGGUUUAUGGCGGAGUUCCUCUUCAAAAACAUUUGGAACUUUUUGCAGAUCCAAAAAGAACUCCUGCAAUUCUGAUUGGAACUCCGGGGCGGGUCUUGGCGUUGCUGAAGAACAAGUGUCUAGACACCUCAAAAAUAGCGCACUUCGUUCUCGACGAAUGCGAUAAGUGCCUCGAGAAACUCGACAUGCGCAAGGACGUACAGGCCAUCUUCGUCGCCACUCCCAAGAAGAAGUGA
Messenger RNA from Eimeria necatrix, 585 nucleotides. RefSeq names its product HLA-B associated transcript 1, related. The coding region runs from base 1 to 585 and encodes 194 amino acids. Lineage: Eukaryota; Apicomplexa; Conoidasida; Eucoccidiorida; Eimeriidae. The record is from RefSeq and is a predicted model, not a curated record. Gene Ontology annotation, molecular function: RNA helicase activity; ATP binding; RNA binding. The transcript has a single exon.